GUACACUCAUAUAUAUAUAAGGAAAGUAGUGUAGCAUCUGUGUUUAUGUAGCUGCUCCAUAAUGCAAAAACUUGGAAAUUUCAAGUUGAGGCCCCUCCUUAGUUCUCUUUUAUGGACCAUCUACUUUGCUGCACACAUUGGCGCUAUCAAGAUCAAGAACAGCUUCAAUUUCAAAGAAGCCCCAAAAUUCUACAACUCCCCAACAUGUCCUUCUCUUCACUACUACUCCUCCACCGACACAAAUAUUACUACUACCACUAAUGAAAUUUGCUUUGAAAAUGCAGUAAAUGUAGCCAUGACCCUUGAUGCACAUUAUCUCCGAGGUUCAAUGGCUGCGAUUCUUUCUGUUCUUCAACAUUCUUCUUGCCCUGAAAAUGUUAUUUUUUACUUUGUGGCUUCUUCAUCUGCCGACACUAAUUAUUUAAAUCAAACGCUUGCUAGUUCAUUCCCUUAUCUUCAUUUCACCAUUUAUCCUUUCCAAGAUUCAGCUGUGGCUGGCUUGAUUUCCACGUCGAUUCGUGCUGCUUUGGACUGUCCUCUAAAUUAUGCUCGAAAUUACCUCGCUGAUCUUCUUCCUGGAUGUAUCCAAAAGGUUGUGUACCUGGAUUCAGAUCUUGUUCUUGUAGAUGACAUUGCUAAGUUGGCAGCAACACCUCUAGGUGAAAAAACAGUUCUAGCAGCACCAGAAUACUGCAACGCAAAUUUCACUACUUAUUUCACCCCUACUUUCUGGUCAAACCCUUCUCUUUCUUUGACUUUCUCGAACCGAAAGCCUUGUUAUUUCAACACGGGUGUUAUGGUAAUUGAUCUUGAAAGAUGGAGAACUGGAGAUUAUACGACAAAGAUUGUAGAAUGGAUGGAACUUCAGAAGAGAAUGAGGAUUUAUGAAUUGGGUUCAUUGCCACCUUUUUUGCUUGUUUUUGCUGGAAAUAUAGCUCCUGUUGAUCAUAAGUGGAACCAACAUGGUCUUGGUGGAGAUAAUUUUCGAGGACUAUGUAGGGAUUUGCACCCUGGUCCGGUCAGCCUAUUGCAUUGGAGCGGGAAAGGGAAGCCGUGGGUUCGACUCGAUGCGAGCCGGCCUUGCCCGUUAGAUGCCCUGUGGGCACCUUAUGAUCUGUUGCAAACACCUUAUGUUCUUGAAUCUUAAGUUAUAAGAAGUUGGAGCACAAGAGAGAGUAGAGAUCUGUGUACUUGUGGAGUUGUGGAGAUCCUCCUCGAUUGUGUUGUGUACAGUAAGCUUUUCUUUUCAUAUAUAGUACGGGAAUUGAGUAAGGUGACGGCUGUUUCUUGUAUAUUGGAGUAUACAGUUAUUUUAUUGUGGUACUUAUUAAGAGGAACUAUUUUUGAAUAUAUAUGCUGUGAGAUUAAACAGUUGAUGACA
Lycium ferocissimum is the source of this 1381-nucleotide messenger RNA. Its product is annotated as probable galacturonosyltransferase-like 1. The record is from RefSeq and is a predicted model, not a curated record. Gene Ontology annotation, cellular component: Golgi apparatus. The transcript is spliced from 3 exons. The coding region runs from base 62 to 1147 and encodes 361 amino acids. Lineage: Eukaryota; Viridiplantae; Streptophyta; Magnoliopsida; Solanales; Solanaceae. Gene Ontology annotation, molecular function: glycosyltransferase activity.